Molecule: messenger RNA, 5650 nt
Organism: Esox lucius (northern pike)
Lineage: Eukaryota; Metazoa; Chordata; Actinopteri; Esociformes; Esocidae
Gene: rab3gap2
Product: RAB3 GTPase activating protein subunit 2 (non-catalytic)
Exons: 34
Coding region: 389-4561 (1390 amino acids)
Biological process (GO): regulation of GTPase activity
Source: RefSeq, a predicted model, not a curated record
CUUGAACAAAGCUUAUUUUUAUUGUUGCAGUUGCAUUCCUGAAUGAUAGAGGGCGACAUACACAGUAUGUCUCAGUAAACGUUUCUUGGUAUUGUAUUUUACGGUUAGAGAUGUGUCAUCACCAAAACACUAAGUAAAGGGUGGAUAAGUGAAAUCUGACAGUAACAGAGAGUACAUUUAUUGUUCUAACGACAUCUCUGGAAACUGUUACGGAUAACAACAGAAAGGAUCGCUUUGGACUCUUGUCUCAGUACUGUACUCCUAGAUUAGGACUAGCUAACUUUAUCAUCCUGCAACGUUGUUGUUUCCCUGUUGGACUGCAGUUGCUAACUAGCUAGCCUAUUGCUGGCUAAUUCCCUGUAUCCGCUCUGGUCGGGACGGGGUCGAAAUGUCCUGCUGCCUGCUCGAGUUCUGUCGGGUCCAAGAACUCAAAGCAGUCCGGGAGUUUUUGUUCCAGAACCAGCAAAAUACCUCUCCAUCAGAGGAUAAGAAAGCAGAGAAUGAGCUGGCCUGGGAUGACUCAGACUGGGGCUCGUGGGAUAACCCUGAGGCCAAAGAAGAAGAUGGCAACACGGGCAUGGACGAGGCGGACAGUGCAGCCGUGAGCGCCCCCUGGCUGCAGGACUGUGUGGUGUCUCUGUCGCCCUGCUCUGACCUCAUGGUCAUUGCCAAAAACCACAAGGCUGUGUUUCUCUCGGUGAAGUGGCGGACAGAUGACGGAGGCAGAGAGGAGAUGAAUCUGGCUGUAUCCUGGAGUGGAACUCUCAGCACAGAGGAAGGGGAGAGUAUCAGCAGCGUCAUAUGUAUACCUCUGGCCAGUCAGAAGAGGAGUUCCACCGGCCGGCCAGACUGGACCUGUGUUGUAGUGGGCUUCUCCUCCGGCUAUGUUCGCUUCUACACCGAGACUGGGGUCCUACUCUUAGCCCAGCUGUUGAACGAGGACCGUGUCCUGAGGCUUAAGUGUCGCACCUACGAGAUCCCUCGCCACCCUGGGGUAACUGAGCAGCACGAGGAGCUCAGCAUACUCUACCCAGCAGCCCUGGUCACCAUCGAUGGCUUCAGCCUGUUUCAGUCUCUACGUGCAUGCAGAAACCAAGUGGCUCGAGCUGCAGCGGCUGGUAGUGAGGUGGUCCAGCCUCCUCCUCUGGCCUAUAAGAAGUGGGGUCUUCAGGACAUGGAUGCCAUCGUAGACCACAGCAGCGUGGGGAUAAUGACACUGUGUGUGUUUGACCAGAUGAAGAACGCGUCUAUCCUGGGGGGUUUCCAUGCAUCCGUGAAGGGCAACCCCCCUGCUAUGAGUCAGCACAUCACGGUCGGGGGAGGGCCCUACACAGGCUUCUACUACGCCAUAGAGGGCAGUUCCCAGCCCCUCCUCUCCCAUGUGGCUUUGGCUGUAGCCAGCAAACUCACAUCAGCCUUAUUCAGUGCCGCCAGUGGUUGGCUGGGGUGGAAGAAACAGAGUGAAGAGGAGACCACUCAGAAACAGAGGCCAAAGGUGGAGCCUGCCACACCCCUGGCAGUCAGAUUUGGUCUCCCAGACUCGCGCCGUCACGGCGAAUCCAUCUGCCUGUCCCCCUGUAACACCCUGGCCGGGGUCACGGACGACUUCGGCAGGGUCAUGCUGCUGGACGUUGGCCGAGGGAUUGCCAUCCGCAUGUGGAAGGGUUACCGGGACGCACAGCUGGGUUGGGUACAGGUGUCUGAGGGAAGAGGGGAGCGCGAGUCCUCCCCCUCAGCUCCCCUCCCACGACGCCACGCCCAGUUCCUGGUGAUCUACGCCCCGAGGAGAGGCAUCCUGGAGGUGUGGGGCACACAGCAGGGCCCCAGAGUAGGAGCCUUCACUGUCGGGAAACACUGCAGAUUGCUGUAUGCUGGCUACCGUCUGAUGGGAGUUAAUAGUGUGACCAGUCAGGGCUGGCAGCUCCACACACAACAGGUGUGUCUGUUUGACCCUGCUACCGGAGCCCUCCGCACAAUCACCGUCCCCUUCCAUCUGGCCCUCAGUGACAAGAAGAGUGAGAGGGCGAAGGACAUGCACCUGUUGAAGAGGCUCACCGCGCUUCUGAAGAACCGGGAGCUGGACCCUGAUAUACUGGAGAGCGAGGCCCAGAGUAUACUGCUGGACAUCAAACACCCUGCCAUUAAGAAACAGGCUCUGGAGUCUCUGCUUGCCAAUAAAAGUGCGCCUGUCUCCUGUCUGACCAGCAUCACUGGCUCCUUACUGGCCAGUCUCAAGGCCCAAGAUCCUGAGGCAGUAGAUGAAGUGUUGUUUCAGUUGUGUUCCUCCCAGCUGAAACUGCUCCAGCUCUACACAGACAUUCACCAGCUCCACUUUACUGUGGAUACCACAAACACACACUUUGAACCUUGGGAGGGUGCAGAGGGAUUGGAGGAGGAACUGGCCCGUGUCUCCAUCACCCUGCAGCGUUACACACAGCUCACCUCCGGCUCUCGACACUCCGUCUCAUUCGCUCAGGACUCCCCCGACGCAUCACUUCCUGUCCAGACCUUUCUGUCCCAGAUGGAUUGCGAGGGAGGGAAGAUCAGUGUGGCCCCCGGGCCCGAUGCAGAAUGGACACAGCUGGGGAGCUUCCUGUUCUGGGGCUGCCUGACAGGAAAGGUCCCUCUACAGAAGGUCUGCGAUAAACUGCAGGAGACAGGGAUCAGUCCACAGCAGCUCCUGUCUCUGCUGCUGAGUGUCUGGCUACACAGAGAGAAGGAAGUGCUGAAGCGACCGGACACCGCCAGGCACCUGCACACUCUACUCACGGCACUCAGCUCUAUGAAAGGCGCGGUGGAAGAGUCUUGGGACGUGCAGUGUGUCUCCCCCUGGUGGCAGCAGGUGCGAUCUGCGUGUGUUCAGUCCCACAGUGCCGCAGCCGCCCUGCUGGCUGCCAUAGUGUCUCACCACGCUGCCAAGGCCAACAUCACCAGCCUGGCCCAAGCCAAGUUCCAGUCGGAGUGGGAGGCGGUGUCGUUGGAGUUGGAACAGUGGGCGGUGUGUGUGAGACAGCUAGAGGACGUGUUGGCUCUGCAGACACUGCUGUGUAUGCCUCCCCCUCAGGGAUCACCAGGGGGUGCCACACCACACUGCUCAGUUAAAUCCUUGCUGGAGGGUGGCAGAGGCGGUAUAGCAGACAGUGUGGCUAAGUGGGUAUUCAGGCAGGCCCUGGCCCCUGGACAGCUAAAAGACAUGCUCCAGCAGAGGGGGGAGACUGACACCACAGAACAGCCACUCCAGGGGGAGGGAGAGAAGAGCCACGAGGAUGCAGAUUUCAACACGGCAGCAGAGCUGCUGGUGUCUGUAUGUCAGCGUUUCCCAGAUUCCCUCUCUCCUGACCUGCUGUUUGCCCACUGCUGCUGGGAGUAUGUAGUGCAGUGGAACAAAGACCCAGAGGAGGGGAGGUAUCUGUGUUGGGCUGUGGAACAUCUGAAGCUAGUCUCCAGUCCUCACAUCCAACUGGGUAUCUCCUCAAUGAUGUGGAACACGUUCAUCGUUAAACGUUUUUCAGCUUCUGCUUUCCUCGUAGAAAAGGUGGGAAAGGCCCCUAAAGACCGCCUGUGUCGAAGGGACGUGGGAAUGGGAGACGCCGCCAUGACGUCAUUCAUGGGCUCCUGCGUUCGGCUGCUACAGAUUCUGAUGGAGGUACAGAUUAAAAAAAACGGAUCGAUCCAUACAGUUGGACAGAUUAAGAGGUUGACCUGCAGCACUGCACAGGCGGACUCUGGGGUGGAGGAGGUGACCCCUCCGGAGCUGUGUGUGGAGGAAGUGUGGGGGGGGGCGGAGGGUCCUGCCUCAAUAGCAGAACUGGCAUUGGAGCAGAAGGGUGUUCAUUACCCCCUGGUACAACACCACUGUCUCCUGGCCUCCCUGCUACACGCUGCUAUGACCUUCGGCCUCCGAGUCAAACCACUCAGCCUUUUCGACAGCAAGGGUAAGAAUGCCUUCUUCAGAGACCUGGCGUCCAUCCAGCUGAUGCCCAGUGGAGACAUGGACCCUGGCCUGGUCUCCAUCCGGCAGGAGUUCCUCCUCAGGGUGUUGAACGCCUGGGUGAAGACCCAGGUGGAGGCUGGGGAGGGGGAGGAUCCUGCCGCCGCCCAGAUGGGUUGUGGGUCAGGGGACAAGGCGUGGCCCUCUCUGUGUCUGGACCUGGGGCUGUUGCUGCAGGUCAGCCCCGACAUCCUGCUCAGGCACCUGGUCUGUGAGCUGUACAACCAUGGCCUGGACGCCCGGGCAGAGCAGGUGAUGUUGGAGGUAGAGGAUAAGGACGUGUUGGGCUCCCAGCUGUUGGUUCUGACGGGCCAGAGGCUGAGCUACUCCCUGCUCCACAGUCAGACACAGACCCGGCCGGCCAUGGAGCUGUUGGCACGCCUCCCACCAACACUCUGUACCUGGCUCAAGGCUAUGGACCCCAGUGAACUGGCAUGCCAGUCUGUGCCCCUGACUCGAACCAGCAGGCUGGUUAGCCGCCUUAUAGAGAUUCUACCGGAAAACCACGGCCAGUACAGCCUGGCACUUCAUCUACUGGAGGCUGUGGAAGUCCUGCAGGGAGAAGACUGAGGGGACGGGAGGGGGAUCAGAGAUGACAGAGAGGGGGAGCAGAUACUGGGAGAGGGUACUGGGGGCGGGAGAGAUUAGAAGCUAGAGAAUGGAGACUAGAUGGCUUCUGUGUAAUUCCGGUCCUGCUCUCCUUGCUAGCGUCCAGGACAGGAUCGACUGAGUGCUAGUGUUGAAAAAUGUCCAUAAUCCUAUAUAUUUCCUAUCAUGUACAGUACAGGUGCCCUGUUAUUAAGAAAGAGAGGCUCAUGUGUUGAGUUAGUGUUGAAUUCACAUUAAUUGUAGGGAGAAAAAGAGAAAUGGCUUUUUAUUCAUCUUUUUUGGUAUCCAAUGCUCACUCAUCUUAGGCUUACUUAAAUGAGAAACACAUGGAUUAAUGUUUAAGUCUGCAUUUCUGGAGGGGAUAUGAGGGUGUUGAUGGGCUAUUAUGUUGGAUAUGUAAUUUUCGUGUCACAUUCGACUUUCUGUUCCUAUCUCUCAGCUUAACCGAUCAGCCCCUGUACGUACUGCAGUGUCCUCCCUGAGACUUACGAUCCAGUCAGAGGGGCUGUAUGUGCCAUAUCAUUAUUCAGAAAGCAACCCAUACGUACACCUUGCCCGUCUCUCAGAUUAGUGAUGUGUCACAUCCUGUUGAAAGUAGAAUGAAUAGGUCCUUCUAUUUGUUCGAUUUCUACGUGAGACAGACAGUAUUGAUUCUCUUGUUGUUUUUGGUUAUUUAAACAUGCUGAAUACAUCCGUGCGUUAGCUGUGCCUGUACAUUAUGUUCUGCUGAGAUCUCAAACAUGAGUGCAGACAGACAACGGAAUAAAGAGUUGCAAUGGUCUUCUUUCUGCCUCGGUAGAAGCUGGAAACACCGGUCAUGACCGUCACCUCCAAACGGUAGCAGUCCAGGGCCGGGUUCAGUGUUAAAGGAACGGUGUGCAAUGCUCAUUUGAACAGAAACUACUGAAUAUUGUGGCCUUGGGUUGUCCAGCAGACUAAACAUCUGCCUCUGGUGCACAUGUAUAGCUGUAGCAUGGGUGUACUUUCAGCAAAAUGUUCUCUUUCCUGUCUAAUAAACCAUACGGAAAUAAAUAUGCAACCCAGGUUACA